AUGUCUCACGAUUGUUACCAGAAAAGCCAGCUCGACAAGCGACUCCUCAAAGUCCCGGCGCGCUGGACAGACGAGCAGCUCGAUUUCCUCCGAUUCCUCUUCCCUGAAAGCUCGACGCCCGCUCCCGCGCCCGAGGGGGCCCUCAAGCUACAACCGAGGGGAUAUCCAGAAGCGAGGCUCUUCUCCGCUCCUCCGCCUAGCUCGCAGCCAGGCGAGAAGCUCGCGCUCUUGUUUCAGCGACGUCGACUCUUCUUUGACUGCGUUGUCCUACCCCAGCUUGACAGCAGUGGCCAGGAGAUUCGAUUCCUCGCCUACGCUGACGAGUGGCAUAUCAUCCUCCAGAAGAACCUCGCCAGGAAAUACCAUGAACACCAAAGCUUAAGGCGAGACAAUUAUAAUCCAUAUAUUGCUGCCCUUCUCAUCGCUAUCGCCCAGGCUCAUGAUGACCGAGAGGCGCCUUAUAUAACUCGAGACGACGAGACGCAAAUUAAGGGGGAACUGCUAACAUGGCCUUUACGCCCGACCUAUGUUCCUACUCAAGCGCAAGAUUUCCGCGUCUUCCCACGCACCCCUGCGUACUUUGUCUCCGAUGACACCUCAGACACGGACAUGGACACGGACACGGACGCGGCGGAUUCUCAGGCCAAGUACGAAGAGUGGCCACUCUAG
Messenger RNA from Parascedosporium putredinis, 669 nucleotides. The record is from the annotation of a GenBank genome assembly. Lineage: Eukaryota; Fungi; Ascomycota; Sordariomycetes; Microascales; Microascaceae.